This is a messenger RNA of Babesia ovata, 537 nucleotides long. RefSeq lists its product as uncharacterized. The record is from RefSeq and is a predicted model, not a curated record. The transcript has 4 exons. Bases 1 to 537 code for a protein of 178 amino acids. Lineage: Eukaryota; Apicomplexa; Aconoidasida; Piroplasmida; Babesiidae.
AUGCUGCGAUUUAGCCUAUUGCGUAGGGCCACCAGAGUCCCCGACGCUCUGGUGAUGUUCGGCACGCACGCCGAGCGUCUGCCCUUCGUAUCGCACCCCGGCGUCAUGGCCGUCGCACAGCUGCUGGAAAUGAAGUCGCUGGUCGAGCAUCGCGCCCACUUUACCCAGGACGACGUCAACAGGAUGUACGAGUUCGACUCGUCGCUAGCAGAAAAGGCGCAAGUUGCCGUCGACCACGACCUUCCGAUUUCGCACUACAACCUGGAAUACCUGGACAAGCCUGGCUUCCUGGAGCGCCUGAUCGAGGAGAAGCAGCUGAACGAAUCCAUAGCGUCCGAGGUGCUGAAUGCGCCUGAGGGCUCCUACGAGCAGCCAGCAUCGAUGGCAAAGUACAGUGCGCCCGAGAUCCCGCUGGAAUGGCGUCAGCACGAAUUGGCUCUGACCCAUGCGAUGGUCGACGUGCAACCGUCCAUCCUGCGCGAAAUGGAGACCCAGAAAAAAAUGCGCGAGUUUAUGGAACGCCACAAGAAGAAUUGA